AUGAGUUCUAGCGACAUUGCCGCAAAUGGAUGGACUGCUGUCCCAGUUGAUGCCGGAAAGAUCUUCAGCAAUGGACCUUAUAUCAAUGAACCUGAGUACAUUGACCUUCAGAGCAUUCAAUUCCCAGGCGAUGACCCAAUUGUCAAGAAGACACAGCAACAUGCCAAAGAUAGGUUAUUGAAGCAAACUUACAACCAUUCCAUGAGGGUUUACUACUGGUCUACUGUCAUUCUUCAACAGCAAUUCCCGGAGCAUGCAGACAUUCUUUCCCCUUCGACCCUGGCACUUACUUGCCUGCUCCACGACAUCGGCACCACUGACGAGAAUAUGUCUUCGACCCGUCUCUCUUUCGAGUUUCAAGGCGGCAUCCAAGCUCUCAACCUUCUUCAAGAAACCGGCUCUUCCAAAGACCAAGCCGAAGCCGUUUGCGAGACUAUAAUCCGUCAUCAAGACCUUGGCACCGAAGGAAAUAUCACUUUUCUCGGGCAGCUCAUUCAGCUGGCUACCAUCUACGAUAAUGUUGGCGAGCAUCCAAAUGUCAAGGACUUUGGAAGGAUCAUCCAUGAGAAGACGCGCGAGGAAGUCAAUAACGUUUUCCCACGUGAGGGAUGGCUGGGAUGCUUUGCGGCUACGAUUCGAAAGGAAGAGGAGUUGAAGCCGUGGUGCCAUACUACUCACAUUCCCAAGUUUGCGGAGCUGGUUGAAGGUAAUCAGCUGCAGAAGCCAUAUGAGUGA
Molecule: messenger RNA, 735 nt
Organism: Fusarium subglutinans
Lineage: Eukaryota; Fungi; Ascomycota; Sordariomycetes; Hypocreales; Nectriaceae
Product: cyanamide hydratase
Exons: 2
Coding region: 1-735 (244 amino acids)
Source: RefSeq, a predicted model, not a curated record